Zingiber officinale is the source of this 1014-nucleotide messenger RNA. Its product is annotated as esterase AGAP003155-like. The coding region runs from base 108 to 830 and encodes 240 amino acids. The record is from RefSeq and is a predicted model, not a curated record. NCBI's taxonomy places the organism in Eukaryota, Viridiplantae, Streptophyta, Magnoliopsida, Zingiberales, Zingiberaceae. The transcript is spliced from 6 exons.
ACGGCGAACCUUUUCCUAUAAAAGGACUACUCCCCCCACGGGAAGACCACGCACCCAGCCUUCUUGGAAUCGGGGAAUAUUCCGUCUGUCCUCACCUCAGAUACGCCAUGGGGAGCCUCGCGGCGGAGGUUGCCGCCGACUUCGGCGGUGCGCCGCGGAGGCCGAAGUUCCUCUGCCUCCACGGCUUCCGCACCAGCGGCGAGAUCAUGCGGACGCAGGUGGUGGGGAAGUGGCCCGAGGAGGUCACCGCCCGCCUCGAUCUCGUCUUCCCCGACGCCCCUUUCCCUGCCGAGGGCAAGUCCGACGUUGACGGGAUCUUCCCUCCGCCCUACUACGAGUGGUUUCAGUUCGAUAAGAGUUUCAUGGAAUACCGGAACUUGAACGAAUGCUUCGCGUAUAUUGAGAACUUGAUGAUCGAACACGGACCGUUCGAUGGCCUGAUGGGGUUCUCCCAGGGCGCAAUUCUCUCGUCGGCGCUCGUGGGUCUUCAAUCUCGGGGUUUGGCGUUGACGAGGGUGGCGAAGGUGAAGUACUUGGUCGUGAUCGGAGGGGCGAAGUUCCAGUCCCCGGCGGUGGUCAAGAAGGCGUACCCGUCUCCGCCGGACUGCACGUCGCUACAUUUUCUAGGUGACAUGGACUUCUUAAAGGCAUCUGGAGAAGCACUGUUGGAGUCUUUUGUGAAUCCUUACAUCAUCCGACAUCCGAAGGGCCACACGGUCCCGAGACUUGAUGAGAAAAGCAUGGAGACAAUGCUUGAAUUCCUGGACAAGAUAGAAGCCGAUCUGCCCUGUGAUGAAACCAAGCAUGAGGAAGAAGCCCAUUUAAGUUAACAUAGUAAUUAAAAAUUCAUACUCCUAAACAUUUGGAGCCUCGCUUCAUUUUCCAUUUUGCCUCAUAAUUUUUCGUUUGGCAUCCAGGAGCAUAUCUAAAAAUUAUGUCAGAUUAUGCAACAUUAUAGUUUGUCCACCUCAUUCAUUUAGUAGGAUAAAGGUGGCUGUUGAUGUUUGUAUUCAA